GCGACCACACCGAUCGUCGAGACGAGAGACGAGACCCUUCACCAACGCACGCUCCACCCACCGCCCACCGCGACGACGGGCUCCAUGAUCUACCUAGCUGCCUGCUAGAAAGGACACCGAUCGAGCGCAUAGUGCUCCUGCUAGCCAGCUGCUCGAUCGGCCGGCCGUCAUGAAGCCGGCAGGCACGGCCGCCGAGUACCACCACGACCACCCGGCCUCCCCGCGCGCGUCACAGUCGCAGCGCCGCCGCCUGGCCGCCGUGGUGGCCCCGCUGCUGCUCUUCCUCGCCGCCGCGCUCUCCUUCCCGUCCGCGCUCCGCCUCCCCGCCCUGCAGUUCCCGCCGCGCCUGCCACUCCAGCAACCGCCGGCUCAUCCUCCUCCUCCUUCUAAGCGCGUGGCGGUGUGCCUGGUGGGCGGCGCGCGGCGGUUCGAGCUCACCGGCCCGUCCAUCGCGCGCCACCUCCUCAACAGCCUCGGCGACGACAACACCGGCGUGGACGUGUUCCUGCACAGCCCGCUCGACGCCGACGCCUACAAGUUCUCCCUCCUGGCCCGCGCCGUCGAUGGCAAGACCACGCUGGCCGCCGUCAGGGUGUUCCGGCCGGAGCCCGUGGAGGAGACCCCCGAGCGCGCGCGCGUCCUCACCGCCGCCAACUCUCCCAACGGCAUCCAGGGUCUUCUCCAGUACUUCCACCUGGUGGAGGGAUGCUUGGACUUGAUUCGUGAGCGGGAAUCUCGAGGCAACUUCACCUACGCCUGGAUCCUCCGAACACGUGUCGACGGCUUCUGGACCGCGCCGCUCUCUGCGGAUGAUGCCUUCCCACGCUCCGAUGGUGUUUACGUAGUCCCAGAGGGCUCCACGUUCAGCGGCCUCAACGAUCGACUCGGUGUCGGGACCCGUGCUGCCUCAAAAGUCGCAUUAUCCCGCCUCUCCAUGCUACCCCGGCUAGGCGAGGCCGGGUACACAGACCUCAACUCGGAGGCGGCCUUCAUGGCGCAGCUAGAGGUGUCCGAGGUGGCAGCGCGGGAGAGGAGGAUGCCCUUCUGCGUACUCAGCGAUCGGAAGUAUGCAUACCCGCCAACAGGCUAUGGUGUGCCCGUGGCGUCGCUCGGGAGCCCCGGCCCGCUCAGCGGGGCCAAGUGUCGACCAUGUCGUCGUCCUGUGGCCUGCAGCGAGGGAUGCGCAGUUGAGCAGCUGGAACACGCGUGGAGCUGGACGGAGUGGCGGAACGGGACAUUGGAGUUGUGUGACGCGAGCGGACCAUGGGAGGACGGGUGGGAGGAGGUGUUCGACCAGGCUGCUGGCAAGGAGGCAGCGAAAGAGCGGUUGAGGGUUGCGAGGAUGGGGAUUGAGGAGUGCAAGAUAGAGAUGGAGGCGCUCCGGGCACGGACGGAGCAGUGGGAUGUGCCAAGCUCCGAUGAGAUAUGCCGCCUCGGUCUCGGCAGCUCGACAACGACAUCAGCUAGCCGCCGAUCCGGCCCUUUCUCUUCGUCUUCAAAAGAGACAAGUAGUUAGUCCAACACCCUUGAUAAUUUCUUUGUCACUUGGCAAACUUUGUACAAAUUUUAUACACAAGUGUUAGUGACCAAUCAAUGAUAUGUAAUAUAUGGGAGAUAGGAUUGGCAUAGUUGGGUCCAUCUGUAUGUAACACGCCAGGAUUUUGGAGAAAUUAACCUUCAUGGAAUUUUUAGCAUUCCAAAGGGACAGAUAAAACAAAAAUUUGAAAAGUUAUUUAGUGUGCUA
This is a messenger RNA of Lolium rigidum, 1744 nucleotides long. RefSeq lists its product as uncharacterized. The coding region runs from base 170 to 1516 and encodes 448 amino acids. The record is from RefSeq and is a predicted model, not a curated record. Lineage: Eukaryota; Viridiplantae; Streptophyta; Magnoliopsida; Poales; Poaceae. The transcript has 2 exons.